UUUUGAUCCCCCUAUAUAAGGGAAGUUACUAAAUCCUCAAGGUCUACAAUCAAUCUUUGAAGUUCAGAUAGCAUCCAGAAAGUUUUCCCUCUUAUAUCGUAUGACACCAAAAAUAGAUACAAAAACAAUGUAUCAACAAAAGCUUCAAAACAAGCACCAAUCUCCCAUAUAUUACCAGUUUCUUAAGAUGCUCAUCCCAUUUUCUAUGACCUUCUCUGUUUUCGCCUUAUUAUUUUUGCACCCAUCUCGGCCUCCCUUCUUCCAUUCUCUCAUCUCCCACUUAUCUACAUUCUCAUGUCAGCUCUUUUCCCUUGCAGCUGAUAAGAACUACAUAUUCCUGUUAUGUAAUGGAAUACUGGUUUUCAUUGCAAAAUACUCAAGUGGCUCUGUCGAUACUAGCUCACCACCCCUGCCUGAGACAAGUCCUGAUAAUGACUUGUAUUACAAGGCAUACAGUCAGACUAUGCAAUCCUCGAUAGGGAACUCUCUCUUGGUGGAGGAUGCCGCCACCAAUGAAGAUGAGAAUGAAAAUGAAUUAGAAGAAAAUGAAAUCAUGCCAAAUGAAGAUGUAGAGGAAAAACAUGUUGUGUAUCAGAUCACAGAUGGAACAAUAUGGGAAGAAGUGGAAGAAGAAAAGUAUGAAGAUGUUAUCAUUAAUGAUAACAAAGAAAACAAGAAAGAACAUUCUGACAGUUGGUCUUAUGAAGAGCAAGAAGAGGACAAUUACAAGUAUUAUGCAGAGCAAGAGGACAAUUAUGAGUAUUAUGCAGAGCAAGAAGAGGACAAAUAUGAGUACUAUGCAGAGCAAGGAGAAACAGAACAAGAAGAGGAAGCAAUUGCCCAGAUGAGUACAGAGGAAUUAAACAGAAAGUUUGAUGACUUCAUUAGAAAGAUGAAGGAAGAUCUCAGAAUCGAAGCCCAAAGACAACUUAUAGUUGUUUAAACUGAUUAGAGAUUAAUACAUGACUUCAUUGUAACAUAACUUUCUUUUCCUCUUCUGUUAUCCUCCAUAUGUUAUAGAGUAUAGACAUAGAUGCUUUUUUUUCAUCUUCAAUCACGCUUUACUUUAGACCAUAGAUGUUAGCAAAUACCAUAAUUAUGUUGUAGAUAUAUCUUGGUUUGUGUAGUACACUAUUAUCAUAGACAAAUCUUCCCUUAUUAGUUUUCUUGUCUUCUUGAGACAUUCAAGUUUGUACAAAAAGAACAAAGAGAAAGGCAGUCCCAAAACUACAAUAUACUCCAUAAUAGGACAUUGGAAUGUUCAAAAGUUAAAAAAAUUGACACAAACCAAGCAAAAGAAAAUGAGUUAUCUUGGUAAAGACAUUAGAUGGACAUCGUAUAUUUAAUAAAUUGAAUAUCCUCAUGGCACUAAGCCCCAUUUUCCAUGAUGUUUUCAG
Molecule: messenger RNA, 1397 nt
Organism: Chenopodium quinoa (quinoa)
Lineage: Eukaryota; Viridiplantae; Streptophyta; Magnoliopsida; Caryophyllales; Amaranthaceae
Product: probable ATP-dependent RNA helicase ddx20
Exons: 1
Coding region: 101-943 (280 amino acids)
Source: RefSeq, a predicted model, not a curated record